Messenger RNA from Clonostachys solani, 720 nucleotides. The record is from the annotation of a GenBank genome assembly. NCBI's taxonomy places the organism in Eukaryota, Fungi, Ascomycota, Sordariomycetes, Hypocreales, Bionectriaceae.
AUGGCCAAGCUUACCGACUACAAAGUCCUCACCUUCGACUGCUUCGGCACGAUAGUCGAUUGGGAAGCUGGCGUCUUGGCUGGAAUCCAACCAUUCCUUGCCUCACACAAUGCAGCCGACUCGUUCUCUCGAGAGAAGCUUCUGACAGUCUACCAUGAGGCCGAGGCUGCUCAGCAAGCAGCCACCCCAGACCUGACCUACGAUGCCCUAAUUGCCAAGAUCCUCCCUCAGAUCGCCACAAAACUCGGUCUCCCCCAGCCUACAGACGAGCAGUCAAUUGCCUAUGGCAAGACUGUAGGCGAGUGGCCCGCUUUCCCAGACUCCGUCGACGCCCUGCGCCGUCUCUCGAAGCACUUCAAGCUCGUCAUUCUUUCCAACGUGGACCGCGCCUCUUUCUCCAGAACCAAUUCUGGCCCUCUGCAGGGCGUUCCCUUUGAUUUGAUCAUCACUGCCCAGGACGUCGGUAGCUACAAGCCCGACCUGCGCAACUUCGAGUACAUGUUUGAACAGGUCAAGAGCAAGCUCAGCUUCGAGAAGAACCAGAUUAUACAGACCGCGCAGAGCCAGUUCCACGACCACCAGCCCGCGAAGAAGAUGGGCAUCAAGUCGAGCUGGAUUGUGCGCCCUGGUGCGGUGAUGGGUAACCGCGCGGAUGAGAUUUAUGACUGGAAGUUCGAUACGCUUGGCCAGAUGGCGGAUGCUCUCGAGGCUGAGACGUGA